AAAAAUAAAAAAUCCCUGUCGUUCUUCUCCCUCUCUCUUUCUCUCUCUCUCUCGCUGAAGAGAGUUUAAGCCGCCUUUCGUCAUUAUAUUGAAACCCUAGAGAGAGACAGAGAGGUUGAUUCAGGCCUUCCAUUUCCCACUUCUCCUUAUCAUCUCUUGCUUCUCUCUGCUCCCCCCUCUCUCUCUCUCCCCAGCUCCGGUGGUCUUCCGAUUCAGAUCUUCGCUUCGAUGCUCCAUCUCUCCUUGUUCACAGAUCUGGGGCGAUUAUCCGGUUUCUGGUCUUCAUUUGCUCGUUGACUUUGGUUACAAACGGCUCGUUUGAGGCUUCUAAGGGAUUUCGUUUCCUCUCUAGCACAAUUUCAGAAACCUGGGAAUGUCGCUCUUGCCCAAGACAGAGUCGGUUCAGAUCCGCGAGGUAUGGAGCGAUAACCUCGAGCACGAGUUCGAGCUGAUCCGCGUGAUCGUCGACGAGUACCCUUAUGUCGCGAUGGACACCGAGUUCCCCGGGAUCGUACUCCGCCCUGUGGGCAAUUUCAAGAACUCCAACGAAUAUCACUACCAGACCCUCAAGGGCAACGUCGACACCCUCAAGUUGAUCCAAUUGGGCCUCACCUUCUCGGACGAGAAAGGCAACUUGCCGACUUGCGGGACAGAUAAGUACUGCAUCUGGCAAUUCAAUUUCCGGGAAUUCAACCUGGGGAAGGACGUGUUUGCAACCGAGUCGAUCGAGCUUCUUAAACAGAGUGGGAUCGAUUUCGAGAAGAACAACGAGAGGGGCAUUGACGCGGUGCGCUUCGGGGAGUUGCUCAUGUCCUCCGGGAUCGUGUUGAAUGAUAAUGUGCAAUGGGUGACUUUCCAUAGUGGGUACGAUUUCGGGUAUUUGCUCAAGCUGCUGACUUGCCAGAAUCUGCCCGAUACCCAGGCCGGGUUCUUCAACUUGAUCAACAUGUACUUUCCGACCCUCUAUGAUAUAAAGCAUCUGAUGAAGUUCUGCAACAGCCUCCACGGAGGGCUAAAUAAGCUCGCGGAGCUGUUGGAAGUGGAGAGGGUCGGGAUUUGCCAUCAGGCGGGAUCAGAUAGUCUGCUCACGGCUUGUACAUUCAGGAAGUUGAAAGAGAACUUCUUUAGCGGAUCACUGGAGAAGUACGCCGGUGUGUUGUAUGGUUUAGGUGUCGAGAAUUGACAGAUAGACUGCUCUGUUUUAAUCAAUGUAAGAAAUGUUAAGAAUCACUUGAAAUGAGAUUAUUAAUGAAAAAGAAAAAGGUUGUUUAUUUAAAA
Messenger RNA from Punica granatum (pomegranate), 1278 nucleotides. NCBI's taxonomy places the organism in Eukaryota, Viridiplantae, Streptophyta, Magnoliopsida, Myrtales, Lythraceae. The record is from RefSeq and is a predicted model, not a curated record.